UUGCGGACCCACGCGAUAGUAUACUUAUUUUUCUAUUUUCUUAUUUUCCGCAUCGUUAUCCGCUUUUCGUAGAAUUUCACUAGCUCUCACAUACGACACAUAUGUGGGUGAGAUCUGUCUUUACAUUUGGAGAGCUGUAUAUACGAACGUUCUUUAUUUCGUAGCUCGCUAAUUUUGCGUCGGUCGAUGUCACUAGCGAUCGACGAUCGAGGAUUACACGUGAAGUAUGUUAACGGGAUUAAUUAAAUCGCGAGUGACACGAGAGAUGAAAUUGAUCAAAGUCUUGUGGAGAAACUCCACUGUCGUAUAUAAGAAUGGAGUGCAGUGUAUAUCUUUGAGACAUAAAGGUACUACAACAUCAAAUGUAGCUGAAGUAGCAGUGUUUUCGCGAGACGGCGACUCCGGAAUGACAAUCACAGAUGCCGGAGAUACGAAGCCAAAGGAUGAUAUGAUCUUCAACGCUCUGGGGGCGACUGACGAGUUGUCGUCUUACAUAGGACUGGCGAGAGAGUUUGCUUGUGACAGCAAAGUUGAGCAUCCAUAUGUCGACAAGCUCAAAAGAGUACAGAUGAUCUUGUUUGAUCUGAAUCAUGCAAUAUCAAAGUCUAUGCCUGGAAAGACUAAGUCUUUUGAAAACAAACAUACUAAAGAUUUGGAAGAAUGGAUUCUUGAAUACGCGAAUCAGCUCCCUCCUCCCGAAGACUAUAUCAUUCCAGGCGGUGGAAAAGCUUGUGCUUCUCUGCAUGUUGCACGAACGGUAUGCAGGCGUGCCGAGAGGAGUAUCACAACACUAGUACGAGAGGGUGCUCUAGAUAAAGAGGCACAGACAUAUUUAAAUAGAUUAUCAGACUUUCUUCUAACAGUAUCACGUAUUGCGGCCAAAUGUGAUCAACGUACGGAAAAUAUUUAUAUUCCGCGAGCGGAUGUGAUGGAUGAGAAAUAAAAGGACUGAUUUACAAAUUUUUGUAGGAUAUUAACUUUUUGCACACACAAAUAUAAUACACACACACAUAUA
Messenger RNA from Trachymyrmex septentrionalis, 1015 nucleotides. Its product is annotated as cob(I)yrinic acid a,c-diamide adenosyltransferase, mitochondrial-like. Gene Ontology annotation, molecular function: corrinoid adenosyltransferase activity. Bases 227 to 943 code for a protein of 238 amino acids. NCBI's taxonomy places the organism in Eukaryota, Metazoa, Arthropoda, Insecta, Hymenoptera, Formicidae. The transcript has 3 exons. The record is from RefSeq and is a predicted model, not a curated record.